Rubroshorea leprosula is the source of this 2044-nucleotide messenger RNA. The record is from the annotation of a GenBank genome assembly. Lineage: Eukaryota; Viridiplantae; Streptophyta; Magnoliopsida; Malvales; Dipterocarpaceae.
AAGCAGAGGUUGAAGCUUUCGCCUCUCUUCAUCUCUUGAAUUUUAACAAGCUUUCGAUACCAAAAUAUUCUCAUUCUUACGUGAACCUUGAUUCAGCCCCACAAAGGUAUGGAAUUAAAUUUUGCAAUGAAGGGUAUGCAGAUAUCAAGGCUCGUAGUCCCUCAAAAACCAGCCUCUUCCUUAUUUAUGGUUUAUUUAGGAUGCAACCAACCUUCGUAUAGUCAUUUAGUUUAUCGGACAAAUCUUUGUCAUGGAAGUAAAUUGGGAAGCUAUAGAUUCAAGCUUGCUUGCAGUGCAAGAGACAAUCAUAACCCUGAUGAAGAAUUAACAAGAAGUGAGGAACUGGCACGGAGAUUCAGUUUUAUUAAUGAUGUGGAUGAAAAUUUCAAGGAAACUACUUGCAGGGUAUCAGAAUCGUCUGGUGAUUUCAGAUCUAAAGAAGGUGAGAAUGGCACCAAGGUGGAUUUUUCAAUGAAACUUUUGCCGUCGAAGAUUGAAGUUCUUGAGCCUAAUAUUCUUGGAAUAUCACUGGAGCCUCCCGAUUGGCCUGGCAGAGAUGACAUUGAGAAGAUUGAUAUUGAACAGAAAGCAAACAGGGUUGACAUUCCACUCUCUCUGCGGAUGAUAAAGAAAAAGCAAAAAUGGCAAGAGGGCUUUGUGGAUGCAGGGGAGUUUACAUAUUGCUCUUUGAAGAAGGCAUUUUCGUCAUUGGUAUCCAGCAUUGAGGAAAUCCAAAACAAUGCCUUACAACUACAUGGAAGUCUCUACUCUGAAGACUUGCAUGGAAUUAUGAAUAAGGUGCAAAGAGAAAUGAACAAUUCAUUUGUCUGGCUAUUUCAGCAAGUGUUUUCAAGGACACCUACUCUCAUGGUUUAUGUGAUGAUACUUCUAGCUAAUUUCACUACAAACUCCAUGGCCGAUAAUGUUGCUGCUGCUGUCGUUCUGUCAUCACCUAGUGAGACUAUCGCAGAGACCAUUCCAUUUACAGAGGAAUAUUGUGGAGGAAAAUCGAAGAGUGAUUGUUCUACUUCAGUCCAAUAUCCCAGUAUUGUUAGUCCUGAUAAGCUACUAGAAGGUUCUCGGGGAAUGACUGCUGAGGAGGUGGGCUUGUGGAACUCAACGGUGGAGGUUGCUUUGAGAAUGCGAGGAGAAUCAGAUGAUAAGGUUCUUGAUUACCAAAUGAUGCGGCAAUUUGUGACUCAGAUAAAUGUGGAGCUUGAACCAGAUGAUUAUGAGGAAUAUUACAGAACAGACCUCCUUUACCAAAUGAGUUUAGCUGAGGAGCCAAAUAAUCAACUUCUGCUUUUAAAUUAUGGCCAGUUUCUUCACCUUGUGUCCAAGGACCAUGACAGGGCAGAGGAGUGUUUUAAGCGUGCCAUCCAAAUAGAACCGCCAGAUGCUGUGGCAUUGACUCAAUAUGCAGACUUCUUGUGGAAAGUGAGGAAUGACCUUUGGGAGGCAGAAGAGCGAUACCAGCAAGCAAUGGCAGCAGAGCCAGACAAUCCUUAUCAUGCAUCCAAAUAUGCUAACUUCCUCUGGAGCACAGGCGGUGAAGAUACUUGUUUUCCUCUCAGUGGCUCUUUCGAAAACUGUGACAAGUUUUCAAGAUCCAAUGGAGAUAAUACAUAAUAAGAACAUAGGUGUUUCCUGGUUUUUGUUCAGUUGACCCAUCUUCCAAUUUUUGAAUGUAUCAGACCAGGUAAACACCCUACGGUGCAGUAUGUCUUAUUUGGUUAUCUAUAGCAUAUUUUGAGAAAUCAGAAGCCUUGUAUCUUCUGAUGCUUUUGAAACUCGGAAAAAUCGAGUAUGAUGGAAAAUAACUAGGAUUAAAUAAGGUAUGAUGCAAAGGUGACAACUAGUUUAGUUGAUAAAAGUCCUUUGAUUGUUGAAUUGAGGACGGGGUUGGGUCUUGCCUUGAUGGGGAGAGGAGGGUAAGUAUAAGGGAAGGGUUACUCCCUAUUGUGUAACCUGAUCACUCGGAUGAACCAAAAAAAAAAAAGAAAAAACAAAAAAGGGGCCAAUGAUAUAAACUAUUGCUGAAAAA